Messenger RNA from Coffea eugenioides, 2268 nucleotides. RefSeq names its product cellulose synthase-like protein G2. Gene Ontology annotation, cellular component: trans-Golgi network; plasma membrane. The record is from RefSeq and is a predicted model, not a curated record. NCBI's taxonomy places the organism in Eukaryota, Viridiplantae, Streptophyta, Magnoliopsida, Gentianales, Rubiaceae. Gene Ontology annotation, molecular function: mannan synthase activity; cellulose synthase (UDP-forming) activity. The transcript is spliced from 8 exons. Gene Ontology annotation, biological process: cellulose biosynthetic process; plant-type primary cell wall biogenesis. Bases 8 to 2224 code for a protein of 738 amino acids.
GCAAGCAAUGGAGGAUCCUCUUCCUCUUCAUAGUUGUCAUGUCCAAAAGUCUUGCAUGAUCAUUAAUCGCUUCUAUAUUUUUGUCCAUGGUACUGCUUUAUUAGCCUUGUUAUACUACAGAGUUUCAUCCCUCCUGGAAAUAAUAUUAGCUGAAAGCAGGGAACUGCCAUACUUUGUCUCUUAUCUUCUGGUCUUUGCUUCUGAGCUCGUACUAUCUUUUCUUUGGUUUCUCUCCAUAUCAUAUCGAUGGAGGCCAGUUUCACGUAGCGUAUUCCCAGAAAGACUACCGGAGGACCAAAAACUUCCAGCGAUCGAUGUGUUUAUAUGCACUGCAGAUCCUGAAAAAGAGCCAAGUGUGGAAGUGAUGAAUACGGUCAUCUCAGCAAUGGCACUGGAUUAUCCUCCAGACAAGCUUCAUGUCUACCUUUCGGACGAUGGGGGCUCUCCUGUGACUCUUGGUGCCUUGAGGGAAGCCUGGAAAUUUGCACGCUUUUGGCUUCCAUUCUGCACUAAAUAUGGGAUCAAAACUAGGUGCCCUGAAGCUUAUUUUUCAAAAGAUGAUGAUUGUGAUGGGAGCCUAAGCAGGAGCAGUAGUAUUGAGUUCAUAGAUGACAAGAAAGAAAUUCAGAAACAAUAUGCUGUGUUCAAGGAACGCGUGCUACGGAUUCAAGAAAAUACAAGCACUGCCAGUAAGGAUCACCCUCCUUCUAUUGAGUUAAUCAAAGAUGCAGAUGAUGAUAGGGCAAACCAAGCAGAAAUGCCCCUUCUCGUUUAUGUAUCUCGUGAAAAGAGGCCUUCUCAUCCUCACCGUUUCAAAGCUGGAGCCCUCAACGUCCUUCUUCGAGUGUCUAGCAUGUUAAGCAAUUCGCCAUACAUACUAAUCUUAGAUUGUGACAUGUACUGCAACGAUUCAAGCUCAGCUCGACAAGCUAUGUGCUUUCACCUUGAUAAAACAAUAUCUCCCAAGCUAGCAUAUGUCCAGUUUCCUCAGAAGUUUCAUAAUAUCAGUUCCGAAGAUAUCUAUGACAGUCAGCUUAGACUCUGCUUUUCGCAUAUGUGGUAUGGAGCGGAUGGGCUCAAGGGACCAACGUUCACUGGCACCUGCUUUUACAUGAAAAGAAUGGCGCUUUAUGGAACUUCCCAACUUCAAAAGGAUGCUAAUUUGGCCCAGCUUCAAAAAGUUUUUGGUCCAUCAAAUGAUUUCAUCAUAUCUAUCUACCAGAAAAACCACACCAACGGAAGAGAGUUUUUUAGUACAGCGCUCAAAGAGAUGGAUCUUUUAGCUUCUUGUUCCUAUGAGAAAGACACGGAAUGGGGAGAAGAGAUAGGCUUCAGGUACCUUUCUGUAGUGGAAGAUUUCUUCACAAGCUUCAUGUUACAAUGCAAAGGUUGGACUAGUGUCUAUAUUAAUCCACCAAAACCAUCAUUUUUGGGUUCAGCCACUACAAAUCUAAGUGAUUAUUUGGUUCAGCACACGCGAUGGUAUACCGGUUUGGUUGACAUAGUUCUCUCGAAAUAUUCUCCUCUGAUUUAUGGUGCACCAAGAAUGUCCAGUAUUCUACAGUGUAUGUAUAUCUCACACAUUGCAUAUUACUUUUUGAACUUCUUCCCCUUGUGGUGUUUAGCAAUCAUUCCCCAGCUCUGUCUACUGCAAGGGAUUCCUUUAUAUCCAGAGAUAUCAAAUCCAUUUUUCCUUGUUUUUGUAUUUGUAUUCCUCUCAUCAAAUCUCAAGGAUAUACAAGAAGUUCUAGCUGAUGGAUUUUCAAUUCGACCGUGGAUAUACGAUCAGAGGAUGUGGAUGAUAAGGUCAGUAGGAUGUUAUAUUUACAGCUUCUUAAAUGCAAUCCAAGUGAAAAUUGGUAUGAGAAAAGCAAGUUUCAAGCCUACCAACAAAGUAGCGGAUGAAGGACAAUUUAAGCGUUAUCUGUCAGGCAUAUAUGAUUUUCAAGCAUCGACCAUGUUCAUCGCUCCAAUCUGCACUUUGGUCAUUUUAAAUGUGACUUCCCUACUUCUAGGAGCCGUCAAGAUUGUUGUGACUGGAAACUACGAUGAGAUGUUUAUUCAAGCUUUCAUCUCAUUUUUCAUCGUAGCUCUGCAAUACCCUGUGAUUGAAGCAAUGUUCUUCAGGAAGGACAGUGGUCGUAUUUCUGAAUCUUCGGCUACUCUAUCAGCUCUGCUGGCUGCAAUUAUCUUGGUCAUUGGAUCUCUUUUAUUCAUGUACUAAUUCAACAGGCCGACAGCAUUAUGGAAAUUUGUCUAUUCUUGUGA